AUGCGGAACAAGAUGAAGCAAAAGGGACAAUGUCCCUCCGUAGAUUUCCAGGCAGAYGCUCGCACCCCUCUCCUGUCCAACUCCUCGCAGCGAGAUCUGAACAUGUUUGGAAAAUCCAGCAAGCAAUCUUCUGCUGAAGUGAAGAGCACUUCAGAUGCUGGUUCAAACAAACGCAAUGAGGAAGGCGGCUCAGAAUUCGACCAAGGCCAUGUUGCCCAGCAGUCGAAACGACAGAUCGGAGUUCUAUCUGCAUCGUUUUUGAUCUUCAACAGAAUGAUCGGAACAGGAAUCUUCGCUACUCCCAGUAGCAUUCUGAGCCUCUCCGGCAGCGUGGGAUUGGCAUUGAUCAUGUGGGUCGCUGGUAUGCUCAUCGCCGCAGCCGGCAUGGCAGUGUAUCUGGAGUUUGGAACCGCGAUCCCCAAAAACGGUGGGGAAAAGAAUUAUCUGGAGUUCGUGUAUAGUCGUCCAAAGUUCCUGGCAACGGGCUUCUACGCGGGCUAUGUCAUUCUACUCGGAUGGGCUGGAUCGAAUUCCGUCGUGUUUGGAGAGUACAUCCUCAAUGCCGCUCAGAUUGAGGUGAAUCGAUGGAACCAGCGUGGAAUUGGUCUUGCUUGCAUAACGUCCGCUUUUUUGAUCCAUGGACUUGCUCUGAAGUGGGGUCUUAGGCUGCAGAAUCUGUUGGGAAUCAUCAAAUUGAUCAUCAUCCUGAUCAUUGUGGUUUCUGGCUGGGCUGCUCUUAGUGGCGCACUGAAGAUCGAAAAGCCUGAUAACUUUACCAACGCUUUCGAAGGCACAACAGGCAGUGCAUAUGGCGUUGUCACUGCCCUGUACAACGUUAUUUGGUCGUAUAUCGGCUACAGCAACGCCAACUACGCCCUUUCCGAGACUCGCAAUCCCGUCAAGACUCUCAAGAUCGCCGCUCCAUUGGCUCUUGGUAGCGUCUCUGUUCUCUACAUGCUUGUUAACAUAGCAUACUUCGCUGCAGUCCCCAAAGAAGRGAUUCUUUCAUCCGGCCGUAUCUUGGCGGCAUCUUACUUUCGCAAUGUGUUUGGAGGAGGCGCAGAGCGUGCAUUAUCCGUCUUCGUCGCUCUCUCAGCGUUCGGCAACGUCUUGAGCGUUAUCUUCUCUCAGGGUCGACUCGUACAGGAACUGGGCCGUGAAGGGAUUCUUCCGUUCUCCUCUUUCUGGGCGAGCAACAGACCCUGCAAUGCUCCCCUCGCUGGUCUGUUCGAGCACUGGCUGGUGAGCGUCAUCAUCAUGAUGGGUCCACCUCCCGGAGAUGCUUAUAACUUCAUCCUCAACGUCAUAUCCUACCCCUUGGCAAUCGUCAACAGCUUUGUGGCUUUGGGGUUGAUAUACCUUUAUCUCAACAAGAAAGCUUGGGACUGGUCACCACCGUUCAAAGCAACGCUCCCCGUGGCGGUCUUCUUUUUCCUAAGCAACAUCUACCUUGUUGUGGCACCAUUUGUUCCUCCCACGGAUGACAACAGCGUGUAUGAGACAUUGCCUUACUACCUACAUUGUGUCGUGGGCUGGGCAGUAAUCGCAGGCGGAGGCAUCUACUGGUUAAUCUGGGCUGUUAUUGCUCCGAAAAUUGGGAAGUAUGAGCUUGUGCGGGAGGCAUACGUAGACGAGAUUGAUGGAUGGGAGUCGCACAGGUUCGUUCGUCGGCCUUUGGUGCGGUCGUAA
Molecule: messenger RNA, 1689 nt
Organism: Ramularia collo-cygni
Lineage: Eukaryota; Fungi; Ascomycota; Dothideomycetes; Mycosphaerellales; Mycosphaerellaceae
Product: probable MUP1-High affinity methionine permease
Exons: 5
Coding region: 1-1689 (562 amino acids)
Biological process (GO): amino acid transmembrane transport
Cellular component (GO): membrane
Molecular function (GO): L-amino acid transmembrane transporter activity
Source: RefSeq, a predicted model, not a curated record